AUGCCAUAUCACAUGUUUUUGCUUGAAGCCCUCUUUGAACUUUUCGAAUCAAUUUUUGCUGAAGCAAGAAAGCAAAUUUCAGCUGAAAAUAAGGCUGUUAUAAAUCAAAUUUGCGAUGAAAAAUUUGUCGGAAAUGAAGAAGGAAAAAGUGUUAUUGAAAAUUGUGUUGAGUCGUUAAAUGGUUUAAGCACAAAGCUUGAAAAAUGUAAUGUGAAGAUUGGAAAAGUUUUUUCUGCAAGUAAUUUUUAA
Messenger RNA from Meloidogyne enterolobii, 249 nucleotides. Lineage: Eukaryota; Metazoa; Nematoda; Chromadorea; Rhabditida; Meloidogynidae. The record is from the annotation of a GenBank genome assembly.